Molecule: messenger RNA, 2659 nt
Organism: Oenanthe melanoleuca
Lineage: Eukaryota; Metazoa; Chordata; Aves; Passeriformes; Muscicapidae
Gene: C5H11orf24
Product: chromosome 5 C11orf24 homolog
Exons: 6
Coding region: 584-1999 (471 amino acids)
Source: RefSeq, a predicted model, not a curated record
GGGGCUCUGCCGUCCCUUCGCUUCCCUCCCCGGGGCUCUUCCCUGCCUUCCCGUGCCCGCGGGGCCGCUUUCUCCCGCGGGCUCCGGCACGCCGUGAGUUCGGGCGGGCGGUGCCUCGCGCCGGGCCUGAGGGAGGGCGAGCGGCUGGGCCGGGGCGCGGAGCCGGCGGGUGCGGCGGAGCCGAGCCCGGCCCGCGAGCGGGGAGCGGCGGCUGAGCCGUUCCGGAGCUGCCGCUGGAGUUGCGAGCGCGUCUGGGGCGCGAGUUGCCAAUAAAUGUUGCAGAUUGGCAAGGAAAACUGCUGUUGCAGGAUCGUGUCAAGUAAUGUGCCUUGAUGCCCUACGUGUUAGCUGACUGAAUCCCUGCCAGACUUGGUCAUGCAACACCAUUGCUGUUUCCUGAUAAACUGUAGUCCUACUGUAUCCAGGCUUUUAUUGGCUUUUGCUUUCCCUAAAGGCGCAAUAAUUCCUGACAGCAAGAAAACAGUUACAAGUGUUUGCAUGGUGUAUUGUGGUGGACCUGAAGUUGAUAUAACAGAGAAUUUCUUCUGGGAAGAGAAGCUUCCCUGUAAGGCCAACCUUGAAGAUGUGGACUGCCAUUGUGUUCUGCCUGCUGAUUUCCAUCUGUAUAUGUGAACACCGGUGUUCUGCCCUGAAAGGGAGAGGAGUCCACAUAGUUCAAAUAAACAGGCUUACGAGUGAAGAGCAAUGCAGGCAGGCUUGUCAGAGCCCAGGUGCUUCAGGGAGCCAUCACUGUAAUUGGUCUGUGCCCUACCAGAAUCACUGCCUCCUCCUGCAGUGUCACCAGCUGAGUGUGUGCCAGAAUGCUGGAGAGCAAGACAUCAAAGUUCUGCUUGCAGAAAUUGACAGUGGCAAAUGGAAAACAGCCCUGUCUCAGCACCAGAGCCAUCUGCAGAAAACAGAGAGGAUGCUGAAUGCACGGAUUGACCGACGCAGUGUGGAAAACACAUUUUCUUUAACUGCUCAGACUCACAGUAUUCGUUUGAGGCAUUUGCUUGGGGUUGAGAAGAAAGAUGUCACGAAUAGUACAAGUGCAGAAAUUGCAAGCAAUGCUACCACCACUGCCCCUGCCAUGACAGCAAACAUUACCCAUGUGACUUUCUCUACCAGUAGUGAAACAACUGCCAAAGCCUCAAAUACCCCUGAAGAUUCUGAUACCUCUGCUAAAGCCACGUCAUCAUCUGCCUCUUCUCCCCUUCAUAGUAACAUUUCUACUCCCACUUCCAGCCAUGUCACCCAGAUGGUGACCACCAGCCAAAAAUCAGGAAAUAUGUCUGUCUCAGUAUUGUUCCCCCUUUCUGCUCUCCCCACUGUUGCUUCUGAAGCAGGUACCCAAGUACAGCAGCCAAGGCCGGGUACCACCAGCACCAGUGCUCCUCACCCUGACAACACCACCACUGCUGGAGCUGACCUGAAAUCACUGACCACAACACUGACCACCCCCAUCCUGCAGUAUGCAGGAACAUCUUCCACCGCUUCCACACGUGCCACGGCACCCAUCCCGACAGAGACUUCUCACUCUAUGAAUCCAGUGCAUACUGGCACCUUGCCAGAUCUAAAGACAGAAUCAAAUACAACCACAGCAUCUUUGAAUGAAUCAGCUUCUAUUCUGGGCUCUACAAGAGGUGCCGUGGUUUUAACUACAGCCUCUACAGUAGCAGCUACGACUGAACAUGGGAGGAAGUCAACAUCAGAUAUCUUUUCCACAACUGUGGCUCCAACAGAUGCAGCCAGAACAACAGCUUCAGGCCUCACAGAAACUCAGGACACAGACAAUGAGUAUCUUCUCAUUGCUGCUGAGCCCUUGACUCAGUACUUAGUGGAUAAAAGUUCACUACUUGCAGUGCUUUUAGUUGGUACAUUCUUUUUCAUAACUGUUAUAGUACUUUUCCUCAUGCAGGCAUAUGAGAGCUACAAGAAGAAAGAUUACACACAAGUGGAUUACCUGAUCAAUGGAAUGUAUGUGGACUCAGAGAUGUAAAGAGGUGGGGAUAAAUAGUUGACAGGAGAUGGAAAGGAGAUUCAAAGUCUUCCUGAUUUGUUUUCCCCUCUCUGUCUGCCUAUAACACAAACUGAAAGUGCUUCCAAAUUUACUUCUAGUGCAAUUGAGGAGAAAUGCCAUGUACUGUAUUAAGAAAAAAAUAAUACGUUUUUAUUCGACCGUGCAACAAGUUGCUGUAAAAUCAUAAAAAGAGGAAUAAUUUUUAACAUUUUCAUAAUGCACAAUAGCUUUGGCCAUUAUAAUUGAUUGCAAAACAAAUCUAACAAGGUGUAAGUUGCCAUCCUCUGAAAAUGCUGUAGCGCUUUUCAGCUGUUUACAGUGCAGGUUGUGUUUCAUUUGUUUCACGUGUGCUCCUCUGAAAACAGAGCAAAGGAUGCUGUCACCUUUGUGAAGUGCUCCCAAGUAGCCAGAUGAAAAGUGUGGAGUACUGUUGCAACAGGAGACUUUUAAUCCAGUGAGUGUCAUAUUUCAGUGUGCUUCUUGCUUAAGAAGAGGUCUGUUUACAAGGUAUUGUAAACUCUGUUUACUGCUAACCCAAGGUAUCUUUUUCACCAUGGAGUGGAUUACUGUGCCUCUGCACUUAAAUGAUCUUAUUUUUAUAUUCAGUUAAUAAACGGAGCCCUGGAAGGGCAGAUCUUC